Molecule: messenger RNA, 447 nt
Organism: Vespula vulgaris
Lineage: Eukaryota; Metazoa; Arthropoda; Insecta; Hymenoptera; Vespidae
Exons: 2
Coding region: 1-447 (148 amino acids)
Source: RefSeq, a predicted model, not a curated record
AUGAAUCGGGUUGAAUUUAUCACACCGUGGGUUCAAAUGAGAGCUCAGGUGGAACAUAUUCAUAAAUGGAAACAUAUCGCUGUAACUCCCAAACCAUUUGCACCACGCCACUCGAUUACGUUUUUUAAUAAUAAAAAGCAAGAGAAGAAAGUAACCGAGACAGUUUCGGCAUACGAUCGAUUGCACAAAUACGAAGAUUUCGAUCCUCGAAAGCCACGAGCCGAAUGUAUAAGUCCUUCUUUGAUUUGGUCAGAGAUUUACGAAGAGAACAAACAUCAUAUCGUCCCGAUGAUCACUAGUCAUUGGUACGGUCGUCCAAAUCGUGAACAGAUCGAUUAUCCCGAUAAGUCUUUGUGUCAUGCCUCGCAAAUACGUGAAUUCUAUCGGCGUAAUGAUCUCAACUUGGUCGCUGAUGAGAUCAGAGAGUUUCAAAUGUGUUAUAAUUGA